ACCCGGCGCAGAAACCCGAAGAAGAAAUAGGCGGAAACGCGCGGAAACUAGUGUUUUGCGCGUGUAAUAUUUCAUCAAAGUUGUGAACUAUUUACAAAUACAUUUACAUAAAACAAAGUUGUACAUUUUAAGAUAAAUUAUUUGUAACGACUCGUGUUCUGGAGAGCGUUUGCCUCCCUUUGACGAAUGUUGGUACCGUAAACUGUGAUAUCGUCUGUAAUAUCAACAAGCUUACCGAGCUUAUUUUUCCAGGUUUGCCAAGUAACAAUAACAACCUCGGCAGAUCCAUGGCCUCGCAGAUGGACGACAGCCAUAGAAGGUUCCUGCAGUCCCUGAUGCGCAGUGGUAUUAUUGACCAGCAAACAGCAAAGAAACUCCAUCGCCAUUGCUGUAAAGUACACGAUACACGUUAUGCCAGCGACCAACUCGAUGACUACAUAGACACCAUCAACUCUCACCUGCAGCCGAUGUUCAUGCAGAUACGAAAGGGCACGUGCGAGGACAGCGGCGUGCAGCACUACGCCUUGGUUAACAUGACUGAGACAGAAAUCACCAGAAUGACAUCCGAUUACGCCGACCAUGAGUUGGAGCUCUUCAGGAAAAUUAUGGAUCUGAUUGUGGACGCAGACUUUGGCACGGCCUCCUCCACGGAAAUCCUGAAUUGCGCCCUCACACUGAGCAAAAAGCAGAAGAAGAAAGACACAGAACAGCUGCUGAAUCGACUCGUGCAUGACAGUUGGCUCACGGAGAGACAGGGUGUAUACUGCCUGUCCACCAGAUGUAUUAUUGAGAUGGACUCGCACAUUCGCACCAUGUAUCAGGAUCAGGUCAAACAGUGUCACAUCUGUCGCAACAUCGCCUUCCAGGGUCAAAUCUGUGAGAAUCCAAUGUGUGGAAUAAAAAUACACAACCCAUGUGUGGCCAGAUUCUUCAGAGGAACAACAGAGCCUCGGUGCCCUGCUUGUGAGGAUUUUUGGCCGCAUGAGAUUCCCCAAAUUGAGGAACGUUCAGCCAAUGAAGACCUGUGAAUCACUUUUGUUAAAAAAAAGUUUAUAUUUUUAAACAUACAAUACACAAUUUGGUUUUGUCUUGUACCCAAAUAUAAAGUGUUUGUAA
Molecule: messenger RNA, 1116 nt
Organism: Nerophis ophidion (straightnose pipefish)
Lineage: Eukaryota; Metazoa; Chordata; Actinopteri; Syngnathiformes; Syngnathidae
Gene: nsmce1
Product: NSE1 homolog, SMC5-SMC6 complex component
Exons: 7
Coding region: 288-1028 (246 amino acids)
Biological process (GO): double-strand break repair via homologous recombination; DNA damage tolerance
Cellular component (GO): Smc5-Smc6 complex; nucleus
Molecular function (GO): ubiquitin-protein transferase activity
Source: RefSeq, a predicted model, not a curated record